AUGGCAUCAUCGUCGUCGAAUGAUCUUGGCGUGAAUGAACACCACGAACAAAUAAUUCGUCAUUAUGUACGAUUUUCUCACGAGCAGAAAACUGUCGGUUUACGCUCAUUUCGUUCAUCAGCCGACGAUUUCAAAAGUCAACGCUUGUCAGACGAAGCCAUGAUGACUGUAAAUGAAGUGAAUGAUCUCCUGGAAGAAUUCAUUGAUGUACUAGAAAAGGAAUUUGAACAAGAGUUAACACAUCAAUAUCGUGUUAAUGCUCUCCUUAUGAAACAAUUAUUUCAACAAGCUGAACAGUGGUUUUUGAAAUUAAGUCCUAAUUUCGAUCAAUUGGAAAAUCGUCGUUUAAUCGAUCUGAUUCGCGAUUACGAACAACAACAACAAAUAAAUACCAGGAAAUCCAAAGGCUAUAAGGAUAUGAAUGCACUGAUGGAUCCGAUCAAUGAUACGAAAUCAACGAUACUUCUGAAAACUGAAAUCCAAAAAUUACAACAACUGAAUGAACAAUUGAAGACUCGUUUACUUCAAUAUGAAAAAGAUGAUGACUUGUUGAGUCACCAGUUAGAAGAAAAUACACGAUUACAUUUGAACAAAGAAGCGUCGUUUACUCAGCAGAUUCAGAGUAACGAAAAACGUUUGCAAGAUGUUCAACACGCAUUGUCAUUAGCUGAAAAUGAAUUAGAUAAAAAGUUCAAUCAAACAAAUACAUAUUUGAAUAUGAAGAAAAUGAUCGAUCAAAAAAAUCAACAAAUUCGAGAAUUACGACAACAAUUAGCGCACAAUCAUCCGGAUGAAGAUGAAAAUGAUUAG
Molecule: messenger RNA, 810 nt
Organism: Adineta ricciae
Lineage: Eukaryota; Metazoa; Rotifera; Eurotatoria; Adinetida; Adinetidae
Source: the annotation of a GenBank genome assembly